CCAUCGUCGCCGUCCAAUUGGAGCAGCCAGCCGCCGGUCGUCCACCCCUACCGUUCGACCACGCCGACAUCGCAGACCUCCGCCUCCUCGCCGCACCAGCCAACUGCGGCCUUACUGUCGCCGGAAGCCCGUCGCCUUCAGCCAGGGUCAGCGCCGCCGACGACGGUCUCCAAUCGCCGUUGUUUCGUCUUCGCCGGAAGUCCGCCGCCAUCAUCGCCGUCGAGUCCAGCGCCGGUCGCCCUUCCCCAGCCAGUCGCCGUCGCUGUUUCCUUCGCCAGUAGCUGCCGCCAUCAUCGCCGCCGGGUGCAGCGCCGCCACGCCGAGCGCUGGACGUCGCCUCCACUACCGGCGUCCUUCCUCGCCGACGAAUUGCAGCGCCGCCAGUCGCUGCUCACCGCCGUCGAGUUGCCGCUCCGCCACUGUCGCCGGCGUCCGUCACCGUCGCCGCAUCCAGCCGCUGCCCCGAGUUGAUAUCGCCGGCAGAUUAACCUCCACGCCGGAUUGAUUGGUCGAUUUCGCAUUUUGACUCAAUU
Molecule: messenger RNA, 533 nt
Organism: Cuscuta campestris
Lineage: Eukaryota; Viridiplantae; Streptophyta; Magnoliopsida; Solanales; Convolvulaceae
Source: the annotation of a GenBank genome assembly